AUGGAACACACGUCACACUGUCUGCCUAAGAAACCUCAUUCAGUCAGUAAUACUCAAUGUGUUGGUCAGUUUCCACACUCAGUCUGUGUGGAUCCCACAACGAAAGGUCUGUUGAGUCCAGAAAUGCGUCGGUUGAGCUGUUCACAAGAUGUGGCUUUUCUCCCGUACAUGAUGGGUUCUGCUAUUGAUGAACACUAUUUCAGCAGUUUGUACAAUAUUCAUUCUCAAGCGUCCUACCACACACACAGCCACCUAGAAGGCUAUUACGGGCCAUCGUACAUCCGAAAAAGGAAUGAGAGAGAGAGGCAGCGAGUGAAAUGCGUUAACGAGGGUUACGCCAGGCUUCAAAGCCAUCUUCCCCAAGAGUAUCUAGAAAAACGUCUCAGCAAAGUGCAAACACUCAAAGCAGCAAUCAAGUACAUUAACCUUCUUCAAGAGGCCCUCGGCUCUGAGAUGUCUAGAGUCCCUCUUCAAGAAGAGAACCACGUUCGAAGCUUUAAUAAUGAUGAAGAACAAGGCUUUUGUCACCUUUUAAGAAGAUCAUUUCAACAAUAG
Messenger RNA from Pelobates cultripes (western spadefoot toad), 555 nucleotides. The record is from the annotation of a GenBank genome assembly. NCBI's taxonomy places the organism in Eukaryota, Metazoa, Chordata, Amphibia, Anura, Pelobatidae.